Messenger RNA from Schistocerca americana (American grasshopper), 2554 nucleotides. Its product is annotated as SET and MYND domain-containing protein 4-like. Gene Ontology annotation, molecular function: protein binding. NCBI's taxonomy places the organism in Eukaryota, Metazoa, Arthropoda, Insecta, Orthoptera, Acrididae. The coding region runs from base 113 to 2161 and encodes 682 amino acids. The transcript is spliced from 12 exons. The record is from RefSeq and is a predicted model, not a curated record.
AAAUAUGUAUCUAAGAUAGUGUGCAUAAUACUAAUUGAUUAUUCACAAUGUGGGUGAUGUCUCUCUUCAGUAGAGUAAACAUAUGUAAGCAGGAAUUGAUCACAUUUCUCCUAUGCCCAGUUUCUUCAGGUUCUUCAGGAUGGCAGCAAAUAAUGUUAGUAUUGAUCCAGAAUUCACCAGGAUAUGCUCUGAAGCAACACUGCAGUCAAAGAAGGAAGGUUUUUUCCUUGUUUAUGCAGAAUCUGUUGAAGACCAGCUUGGAGAAAAAUGGAUUCACAAGACAUUUUCAAAGCUCAGCACAGAUGAAGAAAGAAUAUCAAUUUGCUACUCAGACCCACAGGUUCGUGAAGCAAUUCUGAGUACAAUGAAGCACGUCCGUCCUCUGUACCGUGCAAAGGAUCCUGUUAUAGCACAGCAAAAGUUGCUGGAGGGACACAAGGAAAUGUCUAAUGGAGACAAUGCCAAGGCACUCAUUUUAUUCACGCAGGCUCUCCUGAGGGCAAUGUCAGCAGACUCAGAACCAUCAAAGACACUGCCACAUGCCUUUGCUGCUAGGUCUGAGGUCUUGUUUGAGAUGGGCAAGUACCAAGAAAGUAUUAAAGACAUACAGUUAGCAAUUCGUGAAGGAUUUCCUGAGAAUCGCAGAUUUCAGCUAUAUUGGCGAAUGGCUCGCUGCCACCGACAUCUUGGAGAAACUGCAAAAGCCCGUGUCUGCCUACAACUAUCACUUAAGUUGCUGGAGAACGCUUCAUCAAAGGAUCAACAUUCAAGGAUAAUUAUAUUAGAAGAAAUGGAAGCGCUGCAGAAAAGUGUCACAAGCACCACACAGCAAGAAAAUAAGGAAAUGAAACCAGGUCUACCAGCUGUAGUUGGUGGUGAGAAUCGCUCAAUGCCAGGAGCAUCAUCCUAUCUUAAGGUUGCUCAUAGUGAUAACAAAGGGAGGUACUGUGUCACCAGGAAUGCAAUUGCUGCUGGAGACUGUAUUGUAGCAGAGCAUCCCUAUGCAUCUGUUUUGCUCCCAGAAAUGGGAGGAACACAUUGCCACCAUUGUUUCCAAAGGCUGGAAACAGCAGUGGGCUGCCCUACAUGUUCAGGUGUUGCUUUUUGUUCAUCAGAGUGCCGUGAUAAGGCUCUCACUACUUAUCAUCAACAUGAAUGCCGUUACUUGGGACUCAUGUUAGGAUCAGGCAUGAGUAUCCUUUGCAUGCUUGCUCUGAGAAUAAUAACACAAGAACCUGAAGGAUUGCACUUUUUUUGCAGACUAAAGCCUCACUUGACUACAGAUGGGAAAGGUUCUAAUAAAAAGUGUGAACUAGAUUCUCAUGCUAAAGAGUACUUGCGUGUUUGGAAUCUUGAAACACACAAGGAGGAGAGAACUCCACAUGACUUCUUUCAGCGUACAUUGAUGGCUGUUUUCCUUCUUCGAAUUCUGCAAGACAGUGGAAAAUUCUUCCCAGCAAAAGAGAAAAAUGCAGGAAAGAAUGAAGAUGAGUACAGUGUUAAUGCAGAUGAAAUAUUCAUUGGUGCUCUCUUACUUCAUCAUCUGCAACUGCUGCAGUUUAAUGCACAUGAAAUAUUUGAGACUGUAGUGAGACAAAAAGGUAUAAUAAAAGGAUCAAAAACAGUAUACCUUGGAGUUGGGCUUUACCCAACUGUUUCAUUCUUCAAUCAUGACUGCUAUCCUGCUCUUGCAAGACACUUUGUGGGCUCUGCAUUAAUACUGCAUGCACUUCGCCCCCUAAAAUCAGGGGAAGAAGUACCUGAGAACUAUGGUCCAGUAUAUACAAAACAUUCACUUGAAUACAGACAGAGACAGCUGCAAUGUCGGUACUGGUUUUGUUGUCAUUGCAAAUCAUGCUCUGAGAACUGGCCUGACUUGGAGAAACUGACUAAUAGCAAACCAGUAUUCAGAAAAGGUACUGGAAGGAAGAGAGAUGACCUCAACAAUCAACUUGGCACACUGAUAUGUGACCUAUUUGAUCCUGCACUGAAUCUAACGGAGGAAGGAGAUGUGUCACGUGCCACCCAGCUGUUGGCAGAGUUUGUGAACUCAACCGAUGAACUAGGUGUGCGGCCUCCACACAGAGAGACACAGCUGGCAGCGGACGCACUGCAUCUGUGUUUGGCUGAUAAGGGCAAUGUUUUUGUGUUGAAACAGUAGCCACAUUCUCCUUAAAAACUGAUACAUAUCUGAUUGCUAAAAAAUAAAUAUCUUUAAAGAACUGCCAAACAUUACAAUGGAAGAAAAAUUGAAAAUGUAACUAGUACAUAAAUACAAAUAAAAUAUAGAUGAGUAGGUGUCCCAGAUCAUAAAAAGAGAGAAGAUAUGAGGGAGAAAAAUAUUAUGGUUUGAAGGUAAAGAUCUGCAGAAAAUAAAGAUUAUACACACCAGCUGUGGUAGCUCAUUGCAACUGGUGUCACAGAUAUUACUGCAAGUUAAAACUUUUAUGUCCACCAUUUUUAUAUAUACCUUACUUACUUAAAAUGUAUAGCUGGUCAAGAUCUGGAAGCUGCGAAUGUAAUUUUGGAGAAUAAACAUGAAGUUCACAAAGUA